Messenger RNA from Aphanomyces astaci, 2751 nucleotides. RefSeq lists its product as hypothetical. Gene Ontology annotation, cellular component: plasma membrane. Gene Ontology annotation, molecular function: metalloendopeptidase activity. The record is from RefSeq and is a predicted model, not a curated record. Bases 181 to 2604 code for a protein of 807 amino acids. Gene Ontology annotation, biological process: protein processing. The transcript has a single exon. Lineage: Eukaryota; Oomycota; Saprolegniomycetes; Saprolegniales; Verrucalvaceae.
UCGUGAAUUAUAUUUCUACACUACCCCUUGGAUUUUAAAAUUUCUUCCGCGUUGCUGAGCAAUAGCCCUUCAAAGUUUGGACCAAAGUGGUCCCAAAUACACCUGUUUGUUACCUACUGUAGAUGCCAUAGCGCAUCUAGGUGCGCGGGCACACUUUAGUUUUGAAACAGUACUACCAACAUGUCGGAGAACUCGUCGCUGCUCCGCCACACCCAAGAAGCCCCCGUGGCCAACUCGCGACCUUGGUGGUUGAAGUACGCCCUUGCUGGCGGCGCAGUGGUAGUGAUUGGCGGCGUUGUGUGGAUUACCACCGCCCAAGGCGAGCCAGUGGUUGCGACCGGCACGCAAAGCCAUUUGGGUCCGACGGUCCAUGUCACGACGACGGGCGUCCCCGUGACCACCAUCACCACCACAUCUGCCCCAGAAACCACAAAGGUGGCGAUUACGACCACGUCGGCGCCCGUGACCACCACGGCUACACCUGUGACCACAACCACGGCCGUCCUACCUACGACUAAUGCACCCGUGACCGCCUCGGCUACACCAGUGACCACAACCACGGCCGUCCCACCUACGACUAAUGCAACCAUUGUCCGCAAUGCUACUAACGCAACUGUAGUUAGCACAUCGACCACCAACAACACGAUUGUGGCCCCGUACCCAGCCCAGUUUGCUGCGUUCUUCAAGGACUUCGAAGCCAAGUUGGACCGAUCGGUGGACCCGUGCGAUGACUUUUACCAGUACGCGUGCGGCGGGUGGCUGAACGCCACGACGUUGAAGCCGUCCGACACGACCGUGGACUCGUCUUUCUACGUGAUCGGCGAACACAACGACCGUAUCCUCAAGAACAUCCUGGCCACCAAGCCGCCGGUCAUCGAUCCGUUCUACCGGUCCUGUCUGACCGAAGGCAGCGUGAACGCAGACGCAGUCGUGGACGUGAGUGUCCGUCUGAAUCACAUCGCGACCAUCCAGUCGCUGGACGAACUGCUAGCGUUUGCUGGUAUCCUCAACACUGAGUCGUCUGUGUCGUCCUUCUUGGAGGUGGGCGUGACCACAGACCCGAAGAAUAAGACUCUGAACGUCGUGGAAAUCGCCCAAGGCGGACUCACGCUGCCGUCCGUCGAGUACUAUGCAGCCGAUAAGCUGGUUCCGUACGUGGCAUCCCUUCAAACGUACUUGGAGACUUUGGCUACCGUCGACGCGUUCACCGGUGUGACGGCCAAGGCGGUGUUGGACUUGGAAGCGCAGCUGGCCAAGAUCUCGUUGCCCUGGGCCGAGCAACGGGACCCAUGGGCAACGUACCACAUGUAUGACAUAGGCGACGUAACGGCUAAGUACCCGCUGAUCGCAACCUUCCUCAGCGGCGCGCAGCCUGCCCUGGUCAACCAUCCAAAUGUUUCGGUGCUCGUGCCAACCCCCACGUACUUUGACUCGUUGGCAGCGCUGCUGCAAGCAACCGACCUCGGACUGCUUAAGGUGUACCUGAGCUUCCGAUUGGUCCACACUGCCAGCCCGUACCUGGGCGAAACGUUCCGCCAGGCGAAUCACGACUUUAACGGCGUGCUGCAAGGCCAGGUGUCAACCCAAACCCGCGCCGACUACUGCUUGGACUUAACAAAGACGCUGCUGGGGGAAUACUUGGGCAAGUUGUUCAUGAACAAGGUGUUCGACGGGCCUACCAAAGUGCAGGCGCAGGAGCUGAUCCGUCAGAUCGAAGCCUCGAUGGUGGACGUAUUGAACGACGCGACAUGGUUGGACGGGUCCACGCGCCAAGUGGGUCUGGAGAAAGUGGCCCAAAUCCGCAACUUUGUCGGGGGUCCCGACAAAAUCUCCCCCCUUCCGUUUAACCUCACGAGCAACUUCUACGCGAACGUUCAGUUGUUUGGCGACUGGGAGACGAGCAAGACCUGGUCGUCGCUCCAUAAACCCGUGGACCCGACCGCGUGGGACAUGUUUGCGUUCACGGUGAACGCGGAGUACGACCCCACGGCCAACAAAAUCGUGUUCCCCGCGGCGAUCCUGCAGCCCCCGUUCUACAACGUGCGGUCGUUCCCCGCUGUUGCCAACUACGCGCGCAUUGGGCUGGUCAUGGGGCACGAACUGGUGCAUGGUUUUGAUGACCAAGGGCGUAACUUCGACGCCCACGGCCAGCUCAACGCGUCGUGGUCGGACGCUGCCUCAGCGACCUUUGACAAAAACGCCAAGUGUUUGGCCGACCAGUACUCGACCUUCCCCAUCGUGUCAGUGGAUGGCCACACCGUUCUCGGUCACUUGAACGGCCAGCUCACGGUGGGCGAAAACAUCGCCGACAACGGCGGCCUCAAGCUGGCCUAUUUGGCCUACCAGCGCGCCAAGAAGGCCAACAAGGCGAUCGCAGAAGACCUCGGCACCGACGACGCCAAGCUCUUCUAUACCGCGUUCGCCCAAGGGUGGUGCCAGAAACGAUCGGAUGGGAACGCGAUUCUGCGCAAAAACACCGACACCCACUCCCCCGGCAAGUGGCGCGUGCAUGGCCCCCUGUACAACUCGCAAACGUUUGCGGAUGCGUUCCAGUGCCCCACUGGAUCCCCCAUGAACCCCCCCAAGAAGUGUGUGAUUUGGUAAUCGUAGGUACAGUUCUAGUGUGAUGAAGCAAGCCACGCGCUCUACCUUACCACUAUAGUACACUUGUAGUAGUUGAUAUACGUACUUGUACACAACAUACACAUCCAUAAACCUACCAAUCGUGUUGACUGAAAAAAACUGAAUUCC